Nezara viridula (southern green stink bug) is the source of this 840-nucleotide messenger RNA. The record is from the annotation of a GenBank genome assembly. Lineage: Eukaryota; Metazoa; Arthropoda; Insecta; Hemiptera; Pentatomidae.
UAAUGAACCAUAUAGUUGUUUGUUCUAUAGUUUGUGAAAUGUCUAAAAUUGCUCUUUGGUUCCGUGACUGUUGUUGAUUGAGGAAAGGUUAUAAUUUUGUUUUACCAGUCAUUUAGCCGUUCUUCAAACUAAUAACGAUGUCAAUCUUAGCGUAUAACGGCAGUGCUGUAAUAGCUAUGAAGGGAAAAGAUUGUGUUGCUAUUGCUUCAGACUUGAGGUUUGGUAUUCAAGGGCAGACUGUUUCGACUAAUUUUGAAAAAAUUUUUGAAAUGGGUCCUCACUUAUACAUUGGACUUCCUGGGUUAACUACUGAUACAUUUACCGUUCUAAAUAAACUUAAAUUUAGGGCAAAUAUGUUUGAAUUGAAAGAAGAUAGGAAAAUAGCUCCAGAUGUGUUUCUUUCAAUGGUCUCGAAUUUGUUGUAUGAAAGAAGGUUUGGGCCAUUUUUUGUUGAACCUAUAAUUGCUGGAUUAAAACCAAAAACGUUUGAACCUUUUAUAGCUUCGAUGGAUUUACUUGGUUGUCCUAACAAACCUGAAGAUUUUGUAGUGGCAGGAACAGCUUCUGAACAACUCUACGGAAUGUGUGAAGCUCUUUGGGAACCAGAUCUUAGUCCUGAAGAUUUAUUUGAAACUAUAUCUCAAGCCCUUGUUAAUGCUUGUGACAGAGAUGCACUUUCGGGUUGGGGAGCUUCUGUUUACAUAAUAGAGAAAGACAAAGUAACCCACAGGAGAAUAAAAACAAGAAUGGACUAACUUUGCCUCUGUAUUUUGUGGGAAAAACAAAAAAUAUUACACUUUUUAUAAUAAUAAAUAAAUACAAUUUUUCAUUUAUGUCUAA